Messenger RNA from Nannospalax galili (Upper Galilee mountains blind mole rat), 8713 nucleotides. RefSeq names its product GTPase activating protein and VPS9 domains 1 (gene Gapvd1). NCBI's taxonomy places the organism in Eukaryota, Metazoa, Chordata, Mammalia, Rodentia, Spalacidae. Gene Ontology annotation, cellular component: endocytic vesicle; cytosol. Gene Ontology annotation, molecular function: small GTPase binding; guanyl-nucleotide exchange factor activity. The record is from RefSeq and is a predicted model, not a curated record. Gene Ontology annotation, biological process: vesicle-mediated transport; regulation of GTPase activity.
GGAGGGGGCAGCGCCGCCGCAGGAGGCAGGGAAGCUGGCGAGCUGCGGCGGCGGCAAGGCAGCGGUGGUAGUUCGCUGCGAGGGCGACGGCUCGAGGCCGAGUGGCCGUCCGGCAGGGACCUGGGCGCCCUCUCUCGCAGGACCUUGUCGUGAUCCACCUUUGUACCUUCUACUCGUUUGAAGAUGGUGAAGCUAGAUAUCCAUACUUUGGCCCACCACCUCAAACAGGAACGCUUAUAUGUAAACUCUGAGAAACAGCUCAUUCAGAGGCUAAAUGCAGAUGUGCUUAAGACAGCUGAAAAGUUGUAUCGUACAGCGUGGAUUGCAAAGCAACAGAGAAUUAAUUUGGAUCGGCUUAUUAUAACCAGUGCUGAAGCUUCCCCUGCUGAGUGUUGCCAACAUGCCAAGAUUUUGGAAGAUACACAGUUUGUUGAUGGAUAUAAGCAACUGGGAUUUCAGGAAACUGCUUAUGGAGAAUUCUUAAGUCGGUUAAGAGAAAAUCCUCGUCUUAUUGCCUCCUCUUUGGUUGCUGGAGAGAAACUCAAUCAGGAGAAUACACAAAGUGUUAUUUAUACAGUUUUUACCUCCCUGUAUGGCAACUGUAUUAUGCAAGAAGAUGAAAGCUACCUCCUUCAGGUUUUACGAUACUUGAUUGAAUUUGAACUUAAAGAAAGUGAUAACCCUAGGCGACUUUUGAGGAGAGGAACUUGUGCCUUCAGCAUUUUAUUCAAGCUUUUUUCUGAAGGACUCUUUUCUGCCAAACUUUUCCUCACAGCUACUUUGCAUGAGCCAAUCAUGCAGCUCCUUGUUGAAGAUGAAGAUCAUCUGGAAACAGAUCCAAACAAGCUAAUUGAGAGAUUUUCCCCAGCCCAACAGGAAAAACUCUUUGGAGAGAAAGGCUCAGAUAAAUUCAGGCAAAAGGUGCAGGAAAUGGUGGAUUCCAAUGAGGCCAAACUGGUUGCUCUGGUGAACAAAUUUAUUGGUUAUCUCAAACAGAACACAUACUGUUUUCCACAUAGUUUGAGGUGGAUUGUGUCACAAAUGUACAAAACUCUCUCCUGUGUAGAUAGACUGGAAGUUGGGGAGGUCAGAGCGAUGUGCACUGAUCUUCUGUUGGCUUGCUUCAUUUGUCCUGCAGUUGUCAAUCCAGAGCAGUAUGGAAUAAUAGCCGAUGCUCCAAUCAAUGAGGUGGCGAGAUUUAACCUGAUGCAGGUUGGCCGCCUUUUGCAGCAGUUAGCAAUGACUGGCACUGAGGAGGGAGAUCCCCGGACAAAAAGCAGCCUUGGAAAAUUUGACAAAAGCUGUGUUGCUGCUUUCCUUGAUGUUGUGAUUGGGGGCCGUGCAGUGGAGACUCCACCAAUGUCCUCUGUUAAUCUUCUGGAAGGAUUGAGCAGAACUGUGGUUUAUAUAACCUACAGUCAGCUUAUUAGUCUGGUGAACUUUAUGAAGAGUGUGAUGUCUGGUGAUCAACUGAGAGAAGACAGAAUGGCUCUUGACAAUUUACUGGCAAACCUGCCCCAGGCUAAGCCAGGGAAAAGCAGCAGUUUAGAAAUGACUCCCUACAGUACUCCUCAGAUGUCUCCAGCAACCACUCCAGCCAAUAAAAAGAAUCGAUUACCUAUAGCAACUCGGAGCAGGAGCCGAAGUAAUAUGCUAAUGGACCUACAUAUGGACCAUGAAGGAUCUUCUCAAGAAACCAUCCAGGAGGUACAACCAGAAGAGGUGCUGGUCAUUUCCUUAGGGACAGGUCCCCAACUUACUCCAGGGAUGAUGUCAGAAAAUGAGGUCCUAAACAUGCAACUUUCGGAUGGAGGACAAGGAGAUGUCCCUGUUGAUGAAAACAAACUCCACGGUAAACCUGAUAAAACCUUGCGCUUUUCCCUCUGCAGUGAUAAUCUGGAAGGCAUAUCUGAAGGUCCUUCCAAUCGCUCCAACUCAGUGUCUUCUCUGGACCUGGAAGGAGAGUCUGUAUCUGAACUUGGGGCAGGACCUUCUGGAAGUAAUGGAGUUGAAGCUCUACAGCUGUUAGAACAUGAACAAGCUACAACACAAGAUAAUCUUGAUGAUAAGCUGAGGAAGUUUGAAAUUCGUGACAUGAUGGGACUCACAGAUGAUAGAGAUAUAUCAGAAACAGUGAGUGAGACCUGGAGCACAGAUGUCCUGGGCAGUGACUUUGACCCAAACAUUGAUGAGGAUCGUCUACAAGAGAUUGCAGGUGCAGCAGCAGAAAACAUGUUAGGCAGUUUGCUCUGCCUCCCAGGUUCAGGGUCAGUGCUUCUGGACCCCUGUACUGGUUCUACCAUAUCAGAGACAACAAGUGAAGCUUGGAGCGUAGAGGUAUUGCCAAGUGACUCAGAGGCUCCGGACUUAAAGCAGGAAGAGCGCCUCCAAGAGCUGGAGAGCUGUUCUGGCCUGGGCAGCACAUCUGAUGAUACAGAUGUCAGGGAGGUCAGUUCCCGCCCCAGCACACCAGGCCUCAGUGUUGUGUCCGGUAUAAGUGCUACAUCUGAGGACAUUCCCAAUAAGAUUGAAGACCUGAGAUCUGAGUGCAGCUCUGAUUUUGGGGGUAAAGAUUCUGUAACUAGUCCAGACAGGCGUCAUAUUCUACGUAUCUGUGAUUUGCUUUAUUUCAACAAACAGCACCCUAAACACAUUGAGGCAAAAGCAGAUAUGAGAAUCCAGCUGUCAGCCAGUGCCCACCAGCUGACGUCUCCACCCUCUCAGUCAGAGUCUCUGUUGGCCAUGUUUGAUCCACUGUCUUCACAUGAAGGGGCCUCUGCUGUGGUAAGGCCAAAGGUCCACUACGCUAGACCCUCCCAUCCACCACCAGAUCCCCCAAUCCUGGAAGGAGCAGUGGGAGGAAAUGAGGCCAAGUUGCCCAAUUUUGGUUCUCAUGUGUUAACGCCAGCUGAAAUGGAGGCAUUCAAGCAAAGGCACUCUUACCCUGAGAGACUGGUUCGCAGCAGGAGUUCUGAUAUAGUAUCUUCUGUCCGGCGGCCCAUGAGUGAUCCCAGCUGGAACCGAAGACCAGGGAAUGACGAGCGAGAACUCCCUCCAGGUGCAGCCAUUGGUGCUACUUCUUUGGUGGCUGCACCUCACUCAUCAUCUUCAUCCCCUAGUAAGGACUCUUCAAGAGGAGAGACUGAAGAGCGCAAAGAUAGUGAUGAUGAGAAAUCAGAUAGGAACAGACCUUGGUGGAGAAAACGCUUUGUUUCAGCCAUGCCUAAAGCUCCUAUACCAUUUAGAAAGAAAGAAAAACAAGAAAAAGACAAAGAUGAUCUGGGUCCUGACAGAUUCUCAACACUCACAGAUGAGCCCAGUCCUAGGCUCAGUGCACAAGCUCAGGUUGCUGAAGAUAUUCUGGACAAGUACCGGAAUGCCAUUAAACGGACCAGCCCCAGUGAAGGAGCAAUGGCAAACGAUGAAAGUGCAGAGGUGAUGGGCGAUGGUGAAAGUGCACAUGACUCUCCUCGUGAUGAAGCAUUGCAGAACAUCUCAGCUGAUGACCUCCCAGACUCUGCAAGCCAAGCAGCCCAUCCUCAGGAUUCUGCUUUCUCUUACAGAGAUGCGAAAAAGAAACUGAGGCUUGCUUUGUGCUCCGCUGACUCUGUUGCCUUCCCAGUGUUAACCCAUUCAACAAGGAACGGAUUGCCAGACCAUACAGACCCAGAAGACAAUGAAAUUGUAUGCUUCUUAAAAGUUCAGAUAGCUGAGGCAAUUAAUUUACAAGAUAAGAACUUAAUGGCUCAACUUCAAGAAACAAUGCGCUGUGUGUGCCGCUUUGACAAUAGGACCUGCAGGAAGCUGCUGGCUUCCAUUGCUGAAGACUAUAGGAAAAGAGCCCCAUAUAUUGCUUAUCUCACCCGCUGUCGACAAGGACUACAGACCACACAGGCUCACUUGGAAAGGCUCUUGCAAAGAGUUUUGCGGGACAAAGAGGUGGCCAAUCGGUAUUUUACCACUGUCUGUGUGAGGUUACUGCUUGAGAGCAAAGAAAAGAAGAUCAGGGAGUUCAUUCAAGACUUUCAGAAACUCACAGCAGCUGAUGAUAAAACUGCCCAGGUAGAAGAUUUUCUCCAGUUCCUUUAUGGUGCAAUGGCUCAGGAUGUCAUAUGGCAGAAUGCUAGUGAGGAGCAGCUCCAGGAUGCUCAGCUUGCCAUUGAACGAAGUGUGAUGAAUCGGAUUUUCAAGCUUGCUUUCUACCCUAACCAGGAUGGUGACAUACUUCGUGACCAGGUUCUUCAUGAACAUAUCCAGAGAUUGUCUAAAGUAGUGACUGCAAACCACAGAGCUCUCCAGAUACCAGAGGUUUAUCUUCGGGAGGCACCAUGGCCUUCUGCACAGUCAGAAAUCAGGACAAUAAGUGCUUACAAAACCCCCCGGGACAAAGUCCAGUGCAUCUUAAGAAUGUGCUCCACCAUCAUGAACCUCCUGAGCCUGGCCAAUGAGGACUCUGUCCCCGGAGCAGAUGACUUUGUUCCCGUAUUGGUGUUCGUGCUGAUAAAGGCAAACCCACCCUGCCUGCUGUCCACCGUGCAGUACAUCAACAGCUUCUAUGCCAGCUGUCUGUCUGGAGAGGAGUCCUACUGGUGGAUGCAGUUCACAGCAGCAGUGGAAUUCAUUAAAACCAUCGAUGACCGAAAGUGACCAUGACACAGGCCUUCCACAGCAGCAGACUGUUAGGCAGGCAGGCAGAUCUCUAAGAAAAUGUAGCAGCUACUUUGAAAGCUGAAGACUGUUUUGUAUAAUAUUGUACAGCAUUCAGACAUUUUAAAACAAAUCUUUACUAAACAGAUUAACAAGCUAAUAAGCAGGUUCUUUUUAGGCUCUUUUCCUUUCUGAGUUGCUUAUUUUAUUUUCUUGUCCCCAAGUAGAGAGUAGCACUGUAAAAAGGGACCAUGUUUUUCAGAUAUUUUGAAAUAUUAAAAAUCAAAACAGAAUCUCUUAGGAAAUGUCCAGAUUUCCAUUCAUGGAUUCCCUGUUCUUUUGUUUUACUUUAAAAAGAACAGUCCACCUCUUUUAAGUAAUGCUGUCUUCUCUGUAUGCAGCUAAUGGAAGGAACGCAGCAGCUGCACUGAGGAUUUCAGUAGUGGUGCAUUUAUAGCAUUCUCUAUACAUACACUCUCCUGAACUGAAAAGCUAGGAAGGAAAUGUAAAUAUAAUAUAUAUUUAUAUUUGGAUAUAGUAUGGACAUCUUCAGAUCCUAAUAAACAAGGACAGUUUCUGAUAGUAGGUUGUGACAUACCAUCUUGUGAAAUGGUUUCCUUGACAAAAUUUAAGCCAAGCUUAACAGCAAAGCCAGAAAUAUUUAUUAAUGUGUAAUACAGUUUAUUGAACUCUCUGGGUAUAGAGUUUGACGAGGAAGUCAUGCAGGCAUGUAUCACCAUGGACAUGUUGAGCCUGCACAUAGGAGACAGACUCUACCCACCUUACAUAAGAGCAGUACAUGGAACUGUAUGUAUUGUGGUACUUCUCCUUUGAGACACUGAGCAGAAACUCCAGACAGAGCUCCUUACAGACCUUCAAUUGUGAAAUAUUUCUGAUGCUUAUUCACAUUGAAUGCACAGACCAGGAAUUCAGUGAAUGUCUUUUUUUUUUAAAAAAAAAAAAACUAAUUUAUAUUGUCUGCUCUAGUGAUACAAGUUUUACUAGUUUUAAACUAUUUUAAUCAACCACACUAUUCUUAUGGAAAAAAAAAUCUAUUUUGGCAGGUUUCUGUGCCUUUAUUUCCCUCUUCUGAAAAAAAAGUAUGUGUUCUAGUAGUUUGGUUUGCAUCAUACAUCAGUAAUUAAUCAGGAAUGGGCUUUGGUGCCUGAGAAGCUGGCCGAGGACACACACCAAGGCUUCAAGCACAAGUCUUGUACAUAGGCCAUCACUGACUGGUUUCACUUUGUACGUUUCCUGAACGUGUUUCGCUUCUUUUAUAACAAAUGCUGCACUCCCAUCCUUUUGAGUCCCUUGUUGCUGGUAGCAUACAAGCAUCUUUUAAGGGACCCAUGAGAACUAGCCGUGAGCAGAUGGCUACAGAGGCUGUCUGCGCCCCUCUGAGAAUUCGGCCACACAGUGCCAAGAGAAGCUGGGUUUUCUUCAUGCUUCCUUCUUAUUUUUAAUCCCAAAAUAGGAAUUUGCAUGGGAGUGUGGGAUGUGGUUUCUGCCUUUUAGGGAGGGAUCAAACUAAACUAGAACUGAAAUGUCCUUUUGAAUGUUAGGUCAGGAACUCCAUGUACUUCAUGGCUAUCAUUGUCAACCCUGCCUGGGUGUUAGAAGUUACAUCCUGUCAUAAAUACAUUGCAAGCAAACUAUGACAUGGUUUUACAACCUAGAUGGGAGUCUGACAUUUACUCAAUAAAUGUUAAGUCAGCAGAAGAUUUUGAAUAGUUGGAAUUCAUUGUUAUAAGACUUGUAAAUCAAUGAGUCUCUCUCUCUCUCUCUCUCUCUCUCUCUCUCUCUCUCUCUCUCUCUCUCUAAUGGUAGCUAAAUAUAUUCCAUGUUAUUGCUGUGGAAAUAAAUAUAAAGAUGUGGACAUUGUGCCAGGGCUCUUUUCUGUGGAAGAGAGGGUAAUAGAUUUGGGGUUUGGGCCACACUGUGGUGCCUGAGCCAGUAGUGAGGUAGAAUUUAGCAUUGGUGACAACUCACGGACCCAGGUUGAAGAGCCCAGCGCUGUUCCAGGGGCAGCUAGGUUCCCUCUGCAAACUCUCUGUCCAGGAAGACUUCAGCAUCAAGCAUCACUGGUUUAAUUUCAUGUUAGAAGUCUUUCAAUGUUGAUUGCUGAAUUUAGGAAGUACUCACUCUGUGGCAGGGUAGUGUAUAAGGCAAGAAGUGAUUUGAGUUGUCUAUUUUUCUGGAAAGAGGAAUGAUCCUUUCUUACUGUGCUUUCUCCCAGCACUUGUUUUACAAAAGUAACAAAAUCACCAUUGAGAAAUAACUCAGUAGCUUAAAAUUAUUAUAUAGAAUUUACAAAGUUAAUGGAUAGUAACGUGGGAGGCAGUGGCUCAGGUCAUGAAAGUCUUAGUAGAGUUACAAAAAAGUCCAUUUAUGUUUUUUGUUUUUGGUCUUUUUGAGUCAGGGUCUCUCUGUAGCCCCAGCUGGAACUCACUAUGUGGACCAGGCUGGCCUCCAUCUCAGAGAGAUUCGCCUGCCUCUGCCUCCUGAAUGCUGGGACUAAAGGCGUGCACCACCAUGCCUGGCUGUAUUUUUGUUAAUAUCCCACUACUGAUAUCAUAGAAAUAGAUUACAGGUUGUCUUUCCUUGUCAUUUUUUGUUUUUGUUUUGUUUUUUCGUCUUUUGGAGACAGGAUCUCCCUGUAGUCCCAGCUGGCCUGGAAUUCACUAUGUAGACCAGGCUGUCCUUGAACUCUCAACAGAGAUCCACCUGCCUCUGCUUCCAGAGUGUUGGUUUUAAAGACACACGCUAGCAGGCCGGACUCGUACAUUUUUUAAACUAGUAAAUAUUUUGUUUUUUUCUCCCUACUUUAGGUAAAAUCUUGGUCACAGUAAUUGUCUCAAGUGCUUAUUCUUUAUUUUUAAAAAACAUGCUAAUGAGAGCCUUUGGUAUAAAUAGAUUUCUGUCAUAAAGGAAUUUGUCUUUCUGGGCAUUGUUGUAUCCUGGCCAUCUUCACUGGAAGUAGACUUCACAAGUACACAUUCCUGAAGGGCACAAGCAAAGAAAACCUGGCUAGGCAGUGGAGCAUUGUGCUCUUGCCCUAAGAAACUGCGCUCCCCCGCAUACUGAUCCAGGUCCCAUCUUUGUAUUGCCAGCUCAGGGAAUGGCAUUUGGACUGAGUAAAGGCCAACUAGGAGUUUUAAAUGUGUGAUGUUUUCAGAUGUCCUUCACUAAGGUGACUGGGUGUGAAGAGGGAAGGGAGGAGCAUAACUUGUCAGACUUGUUAGUGGUUACAUGGGUGAGAGAGGAAUGCAGUGCCAGCAGCAUGUGGGCAGGGGCCUAUGCUCUUUUACCUCUCCAUCUCUGCUGUUUCUUUGAGGAAAAGUUUUAUGUUUUCCUCUUUUUAGUUCUUUGAAACCUAUCAAGUCGAUUCUGCAAUUGCUGUUAUUGGGGAAGGGGUGUCAGAAACAGUUUUCUUAAAGUUGAAGCACUCAGUAAGCAGACUAUCAGUGAUGAACUAUUUGGGAAACUGCCAAAUGCUUGAAUUACCACUGUGGUGACACAGGCCUGAGAUCCUAGCACUUGGGAGGCUGAGGCAGGAGGAUUGUUACUAGUUUGAGGCCAGUCUAGGCCACACAGUGUGUAUUCUAGAUUAGCCUGGGCUACAGAGUAAGAGCCUGUCUUAAAAAAAUAAAGUGAGAGUUUUGCCCGAUGAAUGUUAAUAUAUGUCGUAAUUUUACCAAGUUGUGGGUGACCAGGGGUAGCGUUAUUACUUGGAGGAGUGAAGGCAGAGUAGAAUGAAGGAAGCUGAGCUCAGCACAGGGCGUGCUCAGCAGGGGAAAGCUGUUCUACUCAUGGAGUUAGGAGCUGUCUGCCAGUGGCCCCUCAUGACCUUGACUCUGCAGAGGUAAUGGUCUGUCUUGCCUCCUUUGCAUCACCUGUAUCAAAAAGCUUUGUACUGCCAUUCCUCUGGCAGGUAACAGUUUUAUGUAAGCCUGGAUCUUGCGCAGUUGUAUGUGGGCAGGAAAGCCAUCCUGCCUCUCAAUGUGAUCACUGCUGUGCAGCGGGGGGGCUCUGUGAAACUGAUUAAAAAGGAGGGUAUUCUCUUUGA